CAAAAAGGGAAAUGGUACCCUCGGGUUGCUGCCCUGCUUCAUCAUCAACACGGUGGCUGAACAAGUGACAAGAACAAGAAACCAUGAAUCAUCAGUGAGGGCCUUUGGUCGAAGCUUAGAUUGUUUAUGACUGACAUUUUAAUUGUUGGUGCUGUUGCUCCCGGUAGUCUACUUGGAAUAGGUGACAUUCGUGUAAAGUAUUGAAGUUGUUUGAAUUAACCUUGCGCAGCCAGUGGCUUUAUUCUGGGGUUUUGACAUUAGCUAGCUAAACCCACCAAGCUCAGUUACACUUAAAAACACUUUUGUGAAAGAUGGCUGACAACGGAGCCCACCCGGCUGAGGAGGACCCAGCCGCAGCUUUCCUGGCUCAGCAGGAGAGUGAGAUAGCGGGGAUAGAGAACGACGGCGACGGAUUUGGGGCGCUGGAGGGAGCGGACGGCCAACAGCCGGCUCAGCCGGCCAACUAUGACGGUUUUGAAGACGAAUCUUCCACUGUGAAUGGGGAUAUGUUUCAGGAGUCCAAUGGCCCAACAGACAACUAUGCAGCCAUCGCCCAGGUGGAUAUUCAGAGACAAGAGCCAGAGAGUUUACGCAAGUGGAGGGAGGAGCAGAAGGCACGCCUUGAAGCAUUAGACUCGGCAUCCAAGGCAGCAGAGGCAGACUGGAGAGAGAGAGCCAAAAAGGAGCUGGAGGACUGGCAUGUGCACCAGAAUGAGCAGAUGGAAAAGAACAAGGCCAACAACAGACUCUGUCCAAGUCUGGCACGGAUUGCUGACAAGGCUUUCUACAAACAGCCCAACUCUGGUGUUAUAGGCUUUGUAGCAUCGGAGGAGGCUUUCCUGGCAGAGAGUGAUGGCGACAUCCCAGGAUCUGAAUGGGAGAGAGUAGCCCGUCUCUGUGACUUCAAUCCCAAAACCAACAAACAGGCAAAGGAUGUUUCUCGAAUGCGUUCUGUCCUCAUUUCUCUCAAACAGACACCUCUAGUUCGCUAGAGGAGGCGGCAGGGAGAAUUUUGCUCUGGAAACAUUGCCUUUUCAGUUUUAACGUCACGUCAAAUCAGAAGAGUUUGUAUGCCCUUUUCCAUAAAUUUCCUGGUAUGUUUAUAACCUUUAAAACCUUCCCGCCUUUCUUGAUGCCUGUUACCCUAACCUCACUCUCUUGUGAGAAGAUGGACUGCUCUAUUGUUACAACAUGCAUUAGCUGGUCAGUUUUAUCACUGCUAUACAAAAGAAAAUAUUGUUACUAUAAGUUAAACAUUUUCCUUCCCUUUUAACUUAUAAAUUGUUAUUGGGUAUACUUUAUUGCAUGCUUCUGCCAAUAUUUUGGUUUUGUUUUAUAAAUUUUCAUUUUUCGGUCAGUGUCACACACUUACUUAUUGAGCACUGUAAAGGAUUAGAUUGUAACCACUAAUGCCUCUCAUCAAUGUAAAAUUGUAAACACAAAUUCUUUGUUCACAUUUGUUGUACUAUAUCCCCAAUCAAUGCAUUUAAAGUAGCUAGCAUAUUUUUCUUUCACGCACAUAUGCUUGUGGCCUUUUAAUCUUGUUCUUACUCCAGUUUGAGUAUUUAGCCAGAUGGGUAUCCUCUUCAAUUAGGCAAGAUUUCUUUAAAAGAAAAAAAUCGCAACCAAAGAUUCCAAUUAUCAUCUAAAUUGUCAGAGUUCACGAUUAAAGGCUUGUGCGAUUACUCAUUUCACUGGUUUUCUCAGCAAAAACUUUAAUGCACAGUUUUGUGUUACACUAAAUGUGUUUUAUAUUUUUAAAAAAGAAAUCAAUGAGGCGUCAGGUUCAACAAUGUCUGCACGUUGUUUCACAUGUUGCCUAUUUUGACAUUAUGAAUACUGAAAAAGUGAAUGUUAAAAGGGAACUGGAAAAUAAAAAGACAGUGGAGUACCAUCA
Messenger RNA from Xiphias gladius (swordfish), 1897 nucleotides. It is a transcript of the gene cltb, whose product is annotated as clathrin, light chain B. Gene Ontology annotation, cellular component: postsynaptic endocytic zone cytoplasmic component; plasma membrane; synaptic vesicle membrane. The record is from RefSeq and is a predicted model, not a curated record. Gene Ontology annotation, molecular function: structural molecule activity; clathrin heavy chain binding. Lineage: Eukaryota; Metazoa; Chordata; Actinopteri; Istiophoriformes; Xiphiidae. Gene Ontology annotation, biological process: clathrin coat assembly; clathrin-dependent endocytosis; intracellular protein transport. The transcript is spliced from 7 exons. Bases 312 to 992 code for a protein of 226 amino acids.